Molecule: messenger RNA, 1248 nt
Organism: Lottia gigantea (owl limpet)
Lineage: Eukaryota; Metazoa; Mollusca; Gastropoda; Lottiidae
Exons: 10
Coding region: 1-1248 (415 amino acids)
Biological process (GO): protein refolding; response to heat
Cellular component (GO): cytoplasm; cytosol
Molecular function (GO): Hsp70 protein binding; ATP binding
Source: RefSeq, a predicted model, not a curated record
AUGGCUGACACAAAAUUGUACGAAGUUCUUGGGGUGUCUAGAAAUGCCUCUGAUGGCGAAAUUAAGAAGGCUUACUACAGAUUAGCCAAGGAAUAUCACCCUGACAAAAAUCCUGAAGCAGGGGAAAGAUUUAAAGAAAUCAGCUUUGCUUAUGAAAUUUUAUCCAACUCUGAAAAGAGAGAAAUCUACGACAGACAUGGUUUACAAGGAAUUAAAGAAGGGGCUUCAAGUGGAUUUGGUGCAGGAAUGUUCGAUGAUAUAUUUGGUAACUUUUUUGGUUUCCCGGGUAUGGGAGGAAUGAGUGGUAUGGGAGGGGGAGGAAGAAGAGGCAGACGGAGAGGAGAAAAUACCAUGCAUCCGCUCAGAGUAACAUUAGAAGAUCUGUAUAAUGGUAAAACAGCUAAAUUACAACUGAGUAAAACUGUCAUAUGUAAGAAGUGUAAUGGUAUUGGUGGUAAAGCUGGUUCCACCAUUAAAUGUCGUGUAUGCCAAGGUCGUGGUAUUAAGGUCACAUUAAGACAGUUAGGACCUGGUAUGGUACAACAAAUGCAGUCUGUGUGUCCAGAUUGUCACGGUGAAGGUGAAAUCAUCAAUGAUAGAGACAGGUGUAAAGAAUGUAAAGGUAAGAAAGUCAGUAAUGAAACUAAAAUAUUAGAAGUCCACGUUGAUAAAGGAAUGAAAGAUGGUCAGAAGAUAACAUUCAGAGGAGAAGGUGAUCAACUUCCUGAUGUGGAGCCCGGUGAUGUAGUAAUUGUCCUACAAUUAAAGGAACAUGAACAGUUUUCUCGUGAAGGUUCCAAUUUAUGGUUCCGUCAAAAAAUUGGUUUAACUGAAGCUUUAUGUGGCUUUAGUUUUACAUUAAAGCAUCUAGAUGGUCGUGAUUUAGUAAUUAGUAAUCCACCAGGUGAAAUCAUCAAACCAGAAUUAAUCAAAACUGUUCAAGGUGAAGGAAUGCCAACCUAUAGAAACCCUUUUGAUAAGGGUGAUUUAUUCAUUAAAUUUGAAGUUGUCUUUCCACAAAAUAAUUUCAUCGCCCCUGAAAAACUCAAGAAAUUGGAGAAUUUGUUACCUGCUAGACCCAAAUAUGAAAAACCAACUGGAGAACACGUUGAGGAGGUAGAUAUGGUACCCUAUGACCAGACACGGUCAGCUGGCUCAUCGCGUGGUCGUGAAGCAUAUCAUGAUGACGAUGAUGAAGAUGAUGAAAUGCACGGAGGUGGUCCUCGAGUUCAGUGUGCUCAUCAAUAA